Messenger RNA from Petromyzon marinus (sea lamprey), 19530 nucleotides. RefSeq lists its product as uncharacterized. Gene Ontology annotation, cellular component: synapse; perineuronal net. The record is from RefSeq and is a predicted model, not a curated record. Lineage: Eukaryota; Metazoa; Chordata; Hyperoartia; Petromyzontiformes; Petromyzontidae. Gene Ontology annotation, biological process: positive regulation of neuroblast proliferation; skeletal system development; glial cell differentiation. Gene Ontology annotation, molecular function: calcium ion binding; hyaluronic acid binding.
GUGUGUGUGAGUAACCAAUUACGUUACACUUUGAUCACAGCGUCAAUACGGCACAGCGGUCUCAUUCGUAUUCCACCAGAGAGGACCGUGCUGCAGCAGCGCGUCCUGGCGUGCGAUGGGGUAAAAAGUGUUUCUGCUCCCACCUCUUCAAACAAAAAAGGGAAAGAGGUCUGGCCGGCGUGGAAGAGUAGGCCAAAACACCCUCUUCGCUGGGCUCUCACUCGCUACUCUCGAGCGCCCGCUACCGACGGCAGUCGCGCGAGCGGGUCAUUUGCGGAGCUGCGCCUUUACCGUCCCUCUGAGAAUCCCCGCGACGACGUUGCAGGGCUGCAGCCAGCGACGGGAGCCUCAGGGAACCGUGGAUCUAUACCGGCGACGAGUCGAGAAAAAAUCCCUCGCCCGCUCCCGCCACGCGGAUGCCGCAGAUUUCCCGUAGACUGCGCUCGCGCGCGUGGUGGGGGGGGAGGGAAUUCCUCCCGCGCGUGUCGGGCUGGCCGAUGGAUCUGCCACGCGGUUUGAAUGACAACGAGAAGAUGGCCACGGCACAGGGAGGAGACACGGACGGACCCCUGCGGUGUGGGGGAGCGGCUGCAAUGAGGAAAGCAACACUCACGGCAGGUUUCCUUUUCACGCUGUGCGCAUCGGUCUACGCGAGCAACCUGAAAGGCGUGGUUUUCCACUACCGGGGCCCGGGCAGCCGCUACAGCCUCACGUUCGAGGCCGCGCGUGCCGCGUGCCGGGACAUCGACGCCCACAUCGUCACCCCCGAGCAGCUGCAGGCGGCCUUCGAGGAUGGGCUGGACCAGUGCGACGCGGGAUGGGUGUCUGACCAGAGCGUUCGGUACCCGAUCGUGCAUCCCAGACGUAAAUGCGAUGGCGACAAGAUCCACGAUCCCGGAGUACGAAAUUACGGCGUGAAGAGCCCCAAUGAGAUGUUCGACGUCUACUGCUACGUGGGGGAGUUCCGAGGCGAGGUUUUCCAUGCGUCGGCGAUCGGACGCCUGACCCUGGCCGGAGCCCGCGACCACUGCGAGACGCUGGGCGCCACGCUGGCAUCGCCAGGACAGCUGUUUGGUGCAUGGCGCCUGGCAGCGUUCGACCGCUGCGACCCGGGCUGGCUUGCCGAUGGGAGCGUGCGCUACCCCAUCGUGCGGCCUCGCACCAACUGCGGCGGGCCGGUCGCCGGCGUGCGCACCAUCUACAGGGACAAGGAUCGCACGGGGUUCCCGGGGCCCGAGCAGCGCUACGACGCCUACUGCUUCCGUGAUCACCAGGCCGAGGGCAGCAGCGUCUUCGGUGACACAGCCGCGGCGCUGCCGCGAGAGGAGAUGACGAUGUCGCUGGAGUUCGUUCCGGGCAGGGAUUCUGGCUUGGAGCUCCAUCCAGCGACCUACCAACCCCAGCAGCACCGGCAGUACCUCACCGAGCAGCGCAGCCAGUUCGUCCCAUCGGACGCCACGGCGGGCAGCAUCCCGUUCUUCCACAGCGUCCAACAACCGCAGGGCAGCAGAAGUUCUUGGGGCCCCGGCGAGGCUGCGGAGAACGCGACAGCGCGACAGGUUCACGGCGCCCCCACUGAGCGACACGUAUUUGGGGUUGGCGCAGAUGUCACCUUGGCAGGCCACGCGGAGGGGAAGCUGGAGAGCUCCCAGGAUGGACCGUCGGACGGGCAAGUGAUGAAGGUGGAGCGAGUGGUGUUUGCGCCACACAGAAGGGUAUUCCAGCCUGGAGCGACGGCGGCAGGGAGAGGUGGGGCGCACACAUUUGCGCCGGGACGUCAGAGCGACACACGCGGUGCGCACCUCGUGUACGUGGAGACGGAGAAGCACGUGACUCACAAAGGCGUUGUGGUGCCGCGCCCCGCAGAUUCCGAGACCAAAGCAGGGGCUGCCCACGGACAACGGGGCACGUUUCACGCACCGGGCGGAGAGACGUCUCAUGUUUUGCAUGGACAAACGGAUUCGACUCGUGCCCGGGAAGAAGCAGGAGCUCAUGAAGUUCGCGAAGACACCAAUUUGUCCCCUGUACCUCACAGCGAGAUUGAUGACUCUCAAAUUGCAGAAGGAGAGGCUGAAGGGUCUCACUUUGCUGUCAUGAGUGGAGAAGACUCUCACGUUGAACGCAGUGGCACUGAUGCUCCCGCUGACAUUGAGGGAGAAAUUGAUGCGGCCCAGGUCCCUCACAGUGUGGUUGAUGAAUCUCACAUUACUGAAGGAGAUGUUGAAACAUCUCACAUUUCCGGAGAAGAAUCACACUUUUCACAAAGUGGGGCUGACAUUCUUUCGGAAAUUCAUGAAGAAACUGAUCAGUCAAAUGUCCCUCAUGGGGAAACUGAUGAAUCUCACAUUACUGAAGGAGAUGUUGAAAAAUCUCACAUUUCUGGAGAAGAAUCACACUUUUCACAAAGUGGGGCUGACAUUCUUUCGGAAAUUCAUGAAGAAACUGAUCAGUCAAAUGUCCCUCAUGGGGAAACUGAUGAAUCUCACAUUACUGAAGGAGAUGUUGAAACGUCUCACAUUUCCGGAGAAGAAUCACACUUUUCACAAAGUGGGGCUGACAUUCUUUCGGAAAUUCAUGAAGAAACUGAUCAGUCAAAUGUCCCUCAUGGGGAAACUGAUGAAUCUCACAUUACUGAAGGAGAUGUUGAAACAUCUCACAUUUCCGGAGAAGAAUCACUCUUUUCACAAAGUGGGGCUGACAUUCUUUCAGAAAUUCAUGAAGAAACUGAUCAGUCAAAUGUCCCUCAUGGGGAAACUGAUGAAUCUCACAUUACUGAAGGAGAUGUUGAAACGUCUCACAUUUCCGGAGAAGAAUCACACUUUUCACAAAGUGGGGCUGACAUUCUUUCGGAAAUUCAUGAAGAAACUGAUCAGUCAAAUGUCCCUCAUGGGGAAACUGAUGAAUCUCACAUUACUGAAGGAGAUGUUGAAACAUCUCACAUUUCCGGAGAAGAAUCACUCUUUUCACAAAGUGGGGCUGACAUUCUUUCAGAAAUUCAUGAAGAAACUGAUCAGUCAAAUGUCCCUCAUGGGGAAACUGAUGAAUCUCACAUUACUGAAGGAGAUGUUGAAACAUCUCACAUUUCCGGAGAAGAAUCACACUUUUCACAAAGUGGGGCUGACAUUCUUUCGGAAAUUCAUGAAGAAACUGAUCAGUCAAAUGCCCCUCAUGGGGAAACUGAUGAAUCUCACAUUACUGAAGGAGAUGUUGAAACAUCUCACAUUUCCGGAGAAGAAUCACUCUUUUCACAAAGUGGGGCUGACAUUCUUUCGGAAAUUCAUGAAGAAACUGAUCAGUCAAAUGUCCCUCAUGGGGAAACUGAUGAAUCUCACAUUACUGAAGGAGAUGUUGAAACAUCUCACAUUUCCGGAGAAGAAUCACACUUUUCACAAAGUGGGGCUGACAUUCUUUCGGAAAUUCAUGAAGAAACUGAUCAGUCAAAUGUCCCUCACGGCGAAACUGAUAAAUCUCACAUUACUGAAGGAGAUGUUGAAACAUCUCACAUUUCUGGAGAAGAAUCACACUUUUCACAAAGUGCGGCUGACAUUCUUUCGGAAAUUAAUGAAGAAACUGAUCAGUCAAAUGUCCCUCAUGGGGAAACUGAUGAAUCUCACAUUACUGAAGGAGACACCAAGACAUCUCACAUUUCUACUUCAAGUGGAGAAGGAUCUCACGUUUCACAAAGUGGGACUGCUUCAGAAACUCAUGAAGAAACGGAUUUGUUCCACGUCCCUCAAAUUGAAACAGAUGAAUCUCACAUGACUGAAGGAGACACUGAAACACCUGACAAUGCUUUUACAAGUGGAGAAGAAGCUCACAUUGUGCAGAGUGAAACUGGAACUACUGCUGAAAUUCAUGAAGACAUUGAUUUGUCCCAAGUCCCCGAGACUGUGAUUGAAGAUUCCCAAACUGUUGAAGGAGAGACUGAUGCAUCACAUAUUUCCUCGGAGAGUGGGGAGGAAUCUGUCAUACUGCACAGUGGGGCCGAAACUCCUCACGGGAUACACGAAGACACUCACGUGCCCCAAGUGCCUCACAGUGGGAUUGGUGAUUCUCACAUCGAUGGCGGAGAGACUGAAAUAUCUCACAUUGUUCCUUCAAGCGGAGAUGAAUCUCACGUUGCAGAGAGUGGGACCGAUGUUUCCUAUGAAAUCCAUGAAGAAACAGAUUUAUCUCCAGUGUCUCCCAGCGGACUUGACACAUUUCCCCUUUUGGAGGGACAGCCCGACACAUCUCACACUGCCAUUGUGAGUGGAGAAGAGGAUUCUCAUACUGUUCAAAGCGGGGCUGAUGUUCUUCUUGACAUUCACGAAGACGUUCCAGCGUCCCAGGGUUCCGAGAGUGCCAUCGAAGGGUCUCAUGCUGCUAAAGGUGAAAUUGAUACAUCUUCCAUCAUCCCCGUGAGCGGAGAAGAAUCGCCCGUAUUACACAGUGGGACAGAGGGGCUUCAUGGGACACACGGAGACGACCAAGUGUCCCAGGUGGGUGAUGGUGAAACAGAUGAAGCUCACGUUACUGAAGAAAAGAUGGAAACAUCUCACGAUGCUGUCGCGAGUGGAGAAGAAUCGGAAAUUUCACAGAGUGGAACUGGUACUCCUCAUGAACUUCACGAAGAAGUCGAUGUGCCACAGGUCCCUCAUGGUGAGGUUGAUGGUUCUCAGAUUGCUGGAGAAGACACUGAAGCAUCUCAAACUACUAUUGUGAGUAGAGAAGAAUCACAGAGUGGCACUGGCAUACCUCAUGAAAUUCAUGAAAACUCCGACAUUUCCCACAUCCUUCAAAGUGAGUUUGAAGAGUCUCAAACUGCUGAAGGCGAUGUUAAAACAUCUCAUGUGCCUGCUGCGAGCGGCGAGGAAUCUCACAUCAUUGAAAGUGGAGUAGAUGUUUCCCAUGCUGUAGAAGAUGAAUUUGGUGUCCAUCACAGUGGAGUCGAUGAAUCUCAAGCUUCUGACGAAGUCGGCACAUCUCAUAUUGCUCUUGCAACUGGAGAAGAAUCUCACGUCAUUGAAAGUGGAGAUGAUGUUUCUCAUGGAGCAGAAGGGGAAUUCGUUGUCCCUCAAAGUGGAGUCGAUGAAUCUCAAGCUUCUGAAGAACUCGACACGUCUCACAUUGCUCUUGCAACCGGAGAGGAAUCUCAGAUCGUUGAAAGUGGAGAUGAUGUUUCUCAUGGAGUAGAAGGGGAAUUCGUUGUCCCUCACAGUGGAGUCGAUGAAUCUCAAGUUUCCGAAGAAGUCGACACAUCUCACAUUACAUUUACAAGUGGAGAGGAAUCUCAGAUUACAGACAGUGGGAUUGCUGUUCCAUCUGACAUUCAUGAAGACAGUCUAGCACCGCAAGUCCCUCACAGUGAUGUAGAUGCAUCUCCCAUCGUUGACGGCGAUACUAUAGUAGCAAGUGGAGAGGAAUCUCAUAUUACUGAAAGCGGCAUUGGUGUUCCUUCUGACAUUCAUGAAGACACUCUCGGGCCCCAAGCCCCUCACGGUACGGUAGAUGAAUCUCACAUCGUUAAAGGAGAUACGGGAACAUCUCAAAUCGCCAUAGCAAGUGGAGAAGAUUCUCAGUUUACAGACAGUGGGUUUGGUGUUCCUUCUGACAUUCAUGAAGACAGUCUAGCACCCCAAGUCCCUCACAGUGAUGUAGAUGAAUCUCCCAUCGUUGAAAGUGGAGUUGGUGUUCCUUCUGACAUUCAUGAAGACAGUCUAGCACCACAAGUCCCUCACAGUGAUGUAGAUGAAUCUCUCAUCGUUGAAAGUGGAGUUGGUGUUCCUUCUGACAUUCAUGAAGACAGUCUAGCACCCCAAGUUCCUCACAGUGAUGUAGAUGAAUCUCCCAUCGUUGAAAGCGGAGUUGGUGUUCCUUCUGACAUUCAUGAAGACAGUCUAGCACCACAAGUCCCUCACAGUGAUGUAGAUGAAUCUCUCAUCGUUGAAAGUGGAGUUGGUGUUCCUUCUGACAUUCAUGAAGACAGUCUAGCACCCCAAGUCCCUCACAGUGAUGUAGAUGAAUCGCUCAUCGUUGAAAGUGGAGUUGGUGUUCCUUCUGACAUUCAUGAAGACAGUCUAGCACCCCAAGUCCCUCACAGUGAUGUAGAUGAAUCUCUCAUCGUUGAAAGCGGAGUUGGUGUUCCUUCUGACAUUCAUGAAGACAGUCUAGCACCCCAAGUCCCUCACAGUGAUGUAGAUGAAUCUCCCAUCGUUGAAAGUGGUGUUGGUGUUCCUUCUGACAUUCAUGAAGACAAUCUCGGGCCCCAAGCUCCUCACGGUACGGUAGAUGAAUCUCACAUCGUUAAAGGAGAGGCGGGAACAUCUCACAUUGCAAUAGCAAGUGGAGAAGAUUCUCACAUUACAGGCAGUGGGUUUGGUGUCCCUUCUGACAUUCAUGAAGACAGUCUAGCACCCCAAGUCCCUCAAAGUGGAGUAGAUGAUUCUCACAUUUCUGAAGAAGUUGACACAUCUCACAUUCCAUUAGCAAGUGGAGAGGAAUCUCACAUUACAGACAGCGACAUUGGUGUUUCUUCUGACAUUCAUGAAGACAGUCUAGCACCCCAAGCCCCCCACAGUGGAGUAGAUGAAUCUCACCUUUCUGAAGAAGUUGACACAUCUCACAUUACAUCAACAAGUGGAGAGGAAUCUCACAUUACCGAGAGCGGCAUUGGUGCGUCUUCUGAAAUUCAUGAAGACACUCUCGGGCCCCAAGCUCCUCACGGUACGGUAGAUGAAUCUCACAUCGUUAAAGGAGAGACGGGAACAUCUCACGUUGCCAUAGCAAGUGGAGAAGAUUCUCAGUUUACAGGCAGUGGGUUUGGUGUUCCUUCUGACAUUCAUGAAGACAGUCUAGCACCCCAAGCCCCUCACAGUGGAGUAGAUGAAUCUCACCUUUCUGAAGAAGUUGACACAUCUCACAUUACAUUAGCAAGUGGAGAGGAAUCUCACAUUACAGAGAGCGGCAUUGGUGCUUCUUCUGAAAUUCAUGAAGACACUCUCGGGCCCCAAGCUCCUCACGGUAUGGUAGAUGAAUCUCACAUCGUUAAAGGAGAGGCGGGAACAUCUCACGUUGCCAUAGCAAGUGGAGAAGAUUCUUACAUUACAGAGAGUGGGUUUGGUGUCCCUUCUGACAUUCAUGAAGACAGUCUAGCACCGCAAGUCCCUCACAGUGAUGUAGAUGAAUCUCUCAUAGUUGAAAGCGGAGUUGGUGCCCCAUCUGACAUUAAUGAAGACACUCUAACACCCCAGGUCCAUCACGGUGGAGUAGAUGAGUCUCACAUGGCUGAAGGUGAAACUGUAGUGACGAGUGGAGAAGAAUCUCACGUUACAGACAGUGGGUUUGGUGUUCCUUCUGAAAAGCAUGAAGACACUGAUUUGCUCAUAAUUCCUCACGUUGCAAUCGAUGAAUCCCAAACUGCUGAAAAGGAGUCCAGUUCUUCUCAUAUUGUAACGAGCGGCGAACAUCGAGUGACUGCAGAAGAAGACUCUCACGCCUCUCAGAGUGGCUUUGAAGCCCCUAUUACGACUCACGAGGAGACCGACACGUCGCAGAUUGUCCAUGCCGAAGACGCCGGUUCAUCCCAGGUCAUAAUCUCGAGCGGCGAACCUCACCUUCUCGAGACGGACGAGUCGCAAAUUGUACGAGGGGAAGUCGAGACAUCACAAAGCGCCGUCGAUGUUCCCGAGCUGCCGGUCGCAGGCGAGGCCGACCAUUCGGCUGACAUUUCCCAAGAGCAGCUCAUGCCAAGGAGCGGGAACGCCAAAGAGGCAGGAGGCUUUCCCCCGACGUCCAUUGACACGGCCGCCCUACACCCGGAGGUUACCCCGCUGCCCACAGACACCGCGAGCGUUGGCCACCUCGACGUCAUCCCGUACGAUGGCAGCGCGGCGGAGCCCGGUAGCUCCCUCGCCCCCGAACAAUCCGGACUCCCCGAGUCCGAGGAAUCGGAACACGAAACCGUAUCCAUCACCGUCGAAGUCCCGGAGUCGUACGAGGAGCUCGGCGUGCCCGGCGAAUCCGGGGCUCCGGAGCUAGAUUUGUCGGCUGCUGAGGAAAUCUUGGAGUCGGUGCCGAGCCAGGAGAGCGGCGUGGAGGCGUUCCCAACAGAGCAGGGCUCGACGGCCGUCCUCGAACCGGAAGUGGGCGUGGGGUCGGGCGUUGCUGAACCGGGGGGAGUCGUUGGCGCAACGGAGGAGGCGCCAGAGGCGACCGUGGUGCUGGGAGAGGGCGGGGAGAGUGGCGUUGGCGAGGGGCGAACGCCAGGCGGCGAGGGCGACCUCUCCGGGGACUUCCUGCUCAAGUCGGGUCCUGGCUCGCAGCUGCCCACUGACUUCACGGUGCCCGAGCAAAGCGGCAUUGAAAUCGGGGUUGCAUCUGGCGAGGGGCCGCUGCCCGAGAGCGAGCACGUGGUGCCACCCGGCGAGGAAGGCCUGCCGUCGGGGGAGGGACCUAGCGACGUCCCGCCCGCUCCCCCCGGCCCCACGCUUCUGGGAGAGGGCCCGACCACCGAGGUGCCCGCUCGGCCGUCGUCCGAGCCCACGUCCGCGCCGGACGAGGCGUCGGGCGCCGGCGAAUCGUACCCGGAGUGGGUGGCGCCGCCGUCGCUAACGCCGGGCGUCGAGUCCGUUCCGCCCGAGGAGGACGAGAGCGGAGAGCUCUACCCGGGCUCCGGGGAGGUCGUCCCGGUCGUCACGACCACCGCCGCCGCCGGGACGGGGAAGGACGGAGACGGGGAAGGGGCGGAGCUCGCGCCGGUGGCGUCGGGAGAAGAAGAGUUUGCGGAGUCUCUCGGGGAGACGGGCGUGAUGAAGCAGGGCAGCGGCAGCACGGAGGGCUCCGUGUCGGGGGAGGACUGGGGCCUGGCGCAGAGCGGCCAGGAGAACGAGACCUUGGUGGAGGGCGCCCCAUCGGUGGACGUCAUUCCGUACGGAGAGGAGCAUCUCGUUCCGGGGAUUUCGGACGAGCACCCGUUGACCUCGGCCGAAGGCUCAACCACUGAGGCGUCAUCCGAAAUUGAAGUGGGCGUUGCCUCUGGAGAGGCCUCCACUGUGGGCGCGGUGCCUUCCGCUCUGCCGGAGAUCCCGCCGGCGUUGGGUCCUGACGAGACGAGCGGCAUCACCGUGGGGUCGACGCCAGAUGAGCAGCAGCAGCAGCAGGAGGAGGUCGUCGCGAUCGUUGCACCACCAGUCGAAGGACUUCUGGGUCAGCUCAACGAGAGCUCAGCCGAGGGUCCAGAAUCUGGAUCCACUCCCGUUCCGGAUGUCCCAGAAUUACUCAUCCCCGACCACAGCGCCGUAGAGCCCGGGCCGUUCCUCACCCCAGCAGCACCCAGUCCCGAGGACGGCAGCGGCGUCGUUGUUUUCGCGACGGCGCCCCCCUCCGUUGCGUCCGGCCUCGUUCCGGAGACGACCGUUGCACCCCUCGGCGUGACGGAGGGCAGCGUCGCCGAGGAUCGCGACGGCGUUGUCGAUGGAGCGGAGGACGCCGUGGUGACGACGGAGAGAGCGGUCGUGAAGCAGGAGCUGGUGCCGGAGGAGAGCUCUCCAGUGGUGGAGGAAGCAAUCUCGGAGACUCUGAGAGCCAUGCAGGGCUCCUGCUCCGAGGUGCCGUGUCUGAACGGAGCCACAUGCACGGACACGGACGGAGGACUCCACGUCUGCCACUGCGCGCUCGGCUACACGGGGGACACCUGCCAAAUCGACAUUGACGAGUGCCACUCCAGCCCGUGCCGGAACGGAGCCACGUGCGUGGACGGCAUCCACUCCUUCUCCUGCCUGUGCCUGCCCAGCUACGGUGGCCCCUUGUGUGAGCUCGACACGCAGCAGUGCGAGGUCGGGUGGCAGAAGUUCCAGGGCCACUGCUACAACUUCUUCCCGCAGCGGCGCAACUGGGAGGACGCGGAGCGCGACUGCCGACUGCACGGCUCUCACCUCGCCAGCAUCCUGUCGUCCGAAGAGCAGCGCUUCAUAAACCGGAUGGCCCAGGACUACCAGUGGAUCGGUCUGAACGACAAGAUGUUUGAACAUGACUUCCGGUGGAGCGACGGACACACCCUGCAAUACGAAAACUGGAGGCCAGCUCAACCCGACAGCUUCUUCUUUGAUGGCGAGGACUGCGUGGUGAUGAUCUGGCACGAGAACGGCCAGUGGAACGACGUCCCCUGCAACUACUACCUCCCCUACACGUGCAAGCGCGGAGCAGUGUCGUGCGGGCCUCCGCCCAUCGUGGAGAACGCCAUGACAUUCGGGCGACUCAAAAGCCGCUACGAGAUCAACGCCAUCGUCCGCUACCACUGCCGCGAGGGCUUCAUCCAGAGGCACUUCCCCGUCAUCCGCUGCCAGCCAGACGGGAAGUGGGUUGAGCCGCGCAUUACCUGCAUCAACCCCGGAACAUACAAUCGGAUUCCACAAAGAUAUUCCCUCCAGUGAACCCCACUGAAGACUCCGCACAUUCCCACGGUGCCCACCCAGGAACGAUCCGAACGUCGUACACCACGUAUAGCCCUUGAGCCGUUGGCCCAAAAAUGGCUCAUUGGUACCACCUAGGGUGGCAAAUGCUACCAAUGAUUAUUUUAAAGAAUUUUAACAUUACGUCACGAACAUGUCUGAUAGCAAGGUCACCGUGCUAGUUGUUUUUUUUUUAACGAAAAAGGUCAUCGAAGAAGGUCACCGUGUUGAAUAUGAUGGAGAAUAUUGUUUCAGAAGGAAAACAACUGAAUGUGAAAUGAAUCGUCGACGGAAUAUGAACAUGAAUACGAAGUGUGUCUAUAGAACAGAGAGUAUGUGCGCUAAGCUUUCUGCCCAUGGUGGAUACUGGUAGCCUUGCCACCCCAUUUGGUACCAACCAAUCCCCUUUGAGCAUCUACAAUACACUGCCCAACUACAACAAUUGUAGAGUGACGUACUUUUUACAUUGUUGACGUUCUACGCUCUACUCCUCCCACACCCCCAUCCUACUUUAGCCUCAUUAUUUUUAUCAUGCUCUUGGCCAAAGCUGAAUUUUAAGUGUUUAAUUCAGGGAUGGAUACGUAGAAUAACGGUCAGCUGGCAAAUUCUGUGGCUAGAAAGAGGGCAGAACGAUGUUUCGUCACCCCCAUCUGAAAAAAUGGUUCGCUCCGUAGCACAAUCCCUGUAAACGCAUGCUUGCUUAGUUUGGACUGCGGGUCGGUCUGUUGUUUUAUAGGGGUGGCUUAGUUGUUGUGCCCUCACCGUUCAGAUUUGCUUGGGGAAGUGAACGGCACGGUCGUCAGAACACUUGGGCAGCAAACGAUGGGCAAAGCAGCCACGUAUUGCUUUUCUUGGUAUUAUUUGGAAACCAAACUAAAUUAUUUGGUUCGGGUUUUCUGGAUCCAGAAGGCAAUUAUAGCAAUAAAUUCUAACAUGGAGGCCAGUGUGUGUGUACCCACAACUAAACAAAACGGUCUCUUUGUACUUCAAGCAUUCAAGUACAGUAUAAUUGUUUCGUAUAAUACAGUAUAUUACUGUUAUAAACAAAUUACGUGUUAUUUAGCGACCUGCAAUAUUGAAUAACGUAUUUAAUUUGCAGCUGGGUGUAAAGGGCAUGCGACCUAAUUAUUUGUUUCUAUGCGGGACCAUCGCGCUCUUCUGCGAUUCAAAACCAGGCAAUGCCCUCGUCGUUUUUGGUCUCAGAAUUGGGCCCUCACUCGACGCGACGAACGUAUGCAACCCGUUACGUUCGUCCGUCCGAUGCGUUCACCUCUUCGACGCGCCGCGAUGAGGGAUCCACGCUGCCAGACCUGGUAAAAGCUACCCACGUUGUUCUGAUGCUUCACCAGACCAGUGUGUGUAAGUCUGCCUCUAGUCCACCUAGUGUCUGUGUCACUGAUUACCAGCAUCCUCAAGGGCGAUUGUUAAGUCUGGUGGCACGCUGUCGCUCCGGCUUCAGGUGGUGGCAAACUACGCUAUGUGUUUUUUGUUUUGUUUCUUGUUUUAAGCAAAGCAAGCUCGUGGUUUAGUUGAUCAGCGUGAUAAUUGGUUUGUGAUAGUGACGCGUGACAAUAACAAAUCACACCGGCGUUUGGGCGAUCACCAUUACCUUCCACCUGGCAGACUGCAUGAUUUUUUUUUUAAAUAUGGCUCCAUCUGACGGAGGACGCUCUGACAAGGCCACCUUUCCCGUUCGCAGUAUUAAAGUCGAACUGUUUGCUCGAAACUGGCAGACCCAGGAGGUUAGGGCCUAUUCUUUGUUUUGAACCUGGAGCAAUAGGUUAGCUCUUGAACCUCAUCUCCAUGACCAACUUUCUGGUGGACUGGCUCUAUCCUUGUGGCUCUCCAUGAUCUCGUGAAGUGGUCCCGUGAUAUCAUCAUUAUUAUUAGGCUGGCCCUAGUCCACCAGGUCUCAUUUAAGAUAUAAAUCCGGACAGCAUCAAUAUGCUGAUGACAUUUGCUUACGAAGUUCAGCAUAUGUGUCAACAAGGAGAGGCCGAAUUAUAACACUUGCUUUGUUUUGAGAGCGUAAUUUAGUCAACAUUGUUCGUUAUAAACAGGCACAAAUAUUAAAAAGUAUUGUUUUUUUUAAACACAAUACUUUCUGACGCACACGCCCACUCAUCCUUCCUAUCCCAUAAACUAGGCGAGUGCUGCACAGCAACAUUGUGGCAUCCUUGGGUGAGUGACUAUACCACGUGAGAUGGGGAAAGGCAAAAAGCAGAGCUGUCAAGUUGGGAGACGGCAAAGCCUAUGCCUGGCCAGCAGUGGGUGUGAGAUUGAUUAGCGGCAGUGUGAGAUACGGGUUUGCGGGGGGGGGGGGGGUUGUAUUAUCAAGGAGUGGGGGUAAAUUGGAGCUGUUAUCGCAUUUGCAGGCUGUACCGUUACGCCGUUUACUAUGAACCGGUCAAGGCUUCCCAGAGGUUCCUGGAGGCAUGCAAACAAGCCUGAUGUGAGGCCCUCAUUCGUACAAGGCCCAGUGAAAACGGCUCCUUUUACCCCCUCACCCCCACACCUUUCUGGACAGGUCUGGUAUGGCCUGCAGCGUAGUGAGAAACAGAACAAUUGCGUGAGACUUGCGAGCUCUGGAAAGGAAUGGUGCCUGGGGCACGUCGUUCGUUGGGAUGCCACGCACUGCUGGGCUGGAGCUAAUCCGGCUCAAAGCCACAACGCGCAGAUAGCCUAACCACAGCGAGUUUUGUUUCAUGGAGAUGUAGGAUUUGCUGCCUUACUCAGGCGAUGUUUUGGGCACGAUUGACAUCUUUGUGAUCCAUGAGGAAUGCAGACCGUGACCCUGGCAACUGACGUGGAUUACAAACUUCGGCGAACACUCGUUUUGUGACGGCGCUACUGAAAGAAUAUCCAAUCCACGAGAUGACUGGGUUGGCUCAGAUAUUUGUGUCAGUCAUUUUGAAGAUUCCAGGCCAGUCAUUCAGAGUAGCAUGGAAUGUGUGUCCUAAAGGAGAUUUUUACCGAUAGAUUUGUCCAUCACCAUCUGGCAGGGUGUAAGCAAUGUGAGGUGAGUGGAGGCAAUCAAAUGCACAGCUAAAGAAAAUAUCGACGAUUGGAGGGUUAGAUACAUUCAUGGAACAGACACAUUUGAGGUGGCUCUAAAGUAUAUUAUCCCAGACAUCUUCCAGUGUGUCACUUAGCUGUUGGUAGACUUUGCAUUUUGAUGGAGCAACGCUUCUGUUUGCAGCCAAUGAUCAUGCCCUGGAAUUGUAUCAAAUAGCCAGUGUGUUGAAUGUGCGACUAGAGCAAUCGGAAAUUGGAGAGAAACCCAGCUUUGUGCAUCAUUCUUAUCUCUAUUCAACGGUGAGCAACCAAUCUUGCCAAUAUCAUGUCAUUUGCCAGAGCUUCAUGGCGCACGCCCUUCACUGCAGCAGCAGCAGCAGCAGGUGGCAAUAAUAGAAUUUUAUAUCAAUUUGCUGAUCGGAGCAACCGUGCACAUUGAAUACCAUUGCUGUAAAGCCAGGUCAGUUGCAUGCAAACCAACAAUGUAUAUGCAACUGGUUUCGAGCAAUUGCACUGCCGGUUGCCUGAUGUAGAGAUAGACUCUACUUUUAGAGCAUCUGCUCAAUGAUUUAGGACGCUUACUCGGACCACCAUUGCAAGACCCCCCUCCCCCAUUCUUGCAUCGUUGCGUUGGUUCUCCAUCUCUUAAACGAGCGGUUAUUUAAGAUCACGCUGCUCAUAUUCAAGGCCUAGUGAGGGCUGGCUCCGCUGUAUAUUCACGAGCCAAUUCAACCACAAUGCCCUGGCAGGGUCCAUAAGAUCCGCCGAUGCUGCCCUCCCAUGUUACACCUCGAUAUCGGUUACAUUCUUGGGGUGAUUGGGAAUUUACCGUAGUGGUCCCCCAGCCCCCUUCCCCGGUUGUACAUCUCCCGACCGUUGGAGAUCAGGCUCCGGGGCAAUGCUGACAGUUUUAAAUCUCGACUAACAACCUAUCUUUUUUAAUAACAAUAAUAAUAAGGUUUCUUCUUCAUUAGUUUUCUUCCCGUUUGGCUCGUAUUCUGCCAGCCGCCUCUUUCUUCGUGACACCUUGAGACUUUGCGAAAGGCGCAUGACAAGUGCAAAUUCUUAUUUCUGCAGCGAUGUAUUUCAUCGCGCGCACGCCCGCGAAUUACUCGCUCCGAUGUGGACAAAGCAGUUGCAGGAGACUACGUUGCUUUACCAAGAGCGACAUGGUUGUGAAACGGAUCCGCCCGCCGUGCGCCUGGCUUAAAGCUGUGUUUGCUGAUGUUGGAGGCCAUGCCAUCGUUGAGACUGUCCCUUUGUGUAGGUGUGCGGCAGUCUGGUGGCUUUUGAGAGCAAGGCAGAAACGCUGUACAGACUUACAUAUUAUUAACACAGUAACAGCUCACGGCAAUUAACUGGUGACACGAAGAGCGUGGGAAGUCGUGUCUUACAAAUCAUCGGAAUAGUCUGAGGUUGACGUCUUAACUUCGUGUCCUAUUUUCAAAAAUCUCUUGACUGGCAUUGAUAUGUAUACAUGUUUAAGUAAUAUAUUUCUUGAUGCAAAUACGUCGAAAAAAGCAUCGCCUCAGCUACAGCAUGUUACGGGAAUGCUGGCAUAACACAAAUAUGGUUUCCAUUAGCAGGCUUGUCAUCAGGAACACAGUUAAAUAUUUUGAUCAGCGUUGCCACAUCUAGAAUGUUUGGUACUGUUGUUUUUUUCAUUUAUUAAUGUCAAAGUCUUUCAACUCUGACGUUCUCACACACAAGUAAAUUGUCCAGGUUUUUUUACCAGACCCAACCUUACAUUCUUAGGCAAACCAAACUUGUGAAGAAGACUUCGAUCGAUAGGAUGAAGUGACAUCCUGACCCACCAGUGAAAAUCCCAAUUGGUGGGUGGGGGUACAUGAUUGACUGUUUGCUGAGUUGUGUUAUUGGUCAAUAAAUUAUUGAAAGCCCCAUAUUUUAAGUUUCAAAACUAGUAACUGAAUUCGGUUUGUUCACACGCAUCGCACAUUUUCUAUCCAUUGGGCUUGCAAGGUUUUAUGGGUUGUUUUCCCAUAGUCAUGUAGAAUUGCAAUAUAUACAGCAUGUCAUUUUUACAAUGUUGUCAUUUGAAAAUGGCAGGAUCGUUUGUUGCGGUUGACUUUGAAAGAAUGGAGUCGAAUUUGAUUGUUUUGUGUCGUUCACAAUAAACCCAACCGUGAAUAUGCACAUCAACCAAAUGAUCAGCGGCAACGCUUACAGUCCCAUCGACCGAGCCAAUGAUGAAGAACGUUCUGGCUAGGGAGCCUUAAUUUGUCUCACAGACUUGACCAAUAUAAUUGAAUGGCUAUCGACAGAGACCGAGCUUCAGUUAAUCACACUAUGGUCGCUAGUGGCUGCUGUAAUUAGAGAAAACUCGACCACGUUUUUGUUUAUGCAGUAUUUUCAAAAAAACUGACGUCGGAGGCUGUGAUAGCCAUGGAGUUGACAUUGGUAAUAUCGAAGUUUGUGGAGGCGAUUCCGAAACUUUCUUUUUUACAAGAAGCCAAACUCACAACAAAUGCAUUGACGUGUAGCUGUUGCGUAGCUUGUUUGCAAAUUUGUUGACAAAGCUGAGACUUUGUUCUUUACCGUUCUGCAAAUGUUACCUUCUUGCUUCUUGCAAAACGCUUGAAAUGACCACGAAACCGAUCGCUGCGAUAGAAAAAUAAAAAAUGUAAAAAUAAAAAUAGCAAAAGCGAAAAAAAUUACAAAAAAUUACGACAAACUCAAAAACGCAACGAUUAAACUGAAGAUGGAAAUAGGUACGAACGUUACAUAAAUUGUUUUCAUUUUUAGCUUUAGGGGCCAUCCAUUUACUAGGUACGUAUAAAUCUGUCAAAACUUGAUCCCUCCCUGUACGCACGUGUAUUUUUACCCCCCCCCCUCCACCUGCGUAAGUACGCUUGACGCACCUCCACCCCCGAGUCCUAUAGAACGGCCGAUAUUUAAUCCACGCAGAAACGAUCAAGGAUUAAUAAUAUUAACAUGUUUAAGCAAACAGAUAGUCCACCGGCGGACUAUCUAACUCAUUUGAAGGCCAAUGUAGACAAAUUAUUAUCGAGGCCCCCCCCCCCCCUCGUUUGCUAUGCGUACGAACAUUGUCAGUAGACCCCUACCAUACGCAAGCAUACGCAUUUGGGUUAACCCCUUCAUCCCUUCAUGCGUGCGUACUAAAUGCAUGGCCCCUUACUCUAUGUAACAAGCUGAACCCAUGAACUUUUGUCAAGUGAUAUUGUUGUCCUCCUCCCAUCCCCGUCCUGCUCCAAAAUCCUCGGCCCCUAUUUCGCGACUCUCCUCCACCGCCGCCACCCUAUUUAUCCACACCUCACAGGAUUUCCUCGACCCCCCCAAAAAAAACAAAAUCUCUGUCCCCCAAUCGCCGCACGCACCGCUGCAAACGUGUUUUUGUGUUCUUCCACAAACACAUUUUUUUGUCCCCUGGAAAUGAACGAAAGAGACGACAUCGUGCACAGCCAGGCUAUUGAUAAAGUCGACACAAAGUGACCGUUGGGAUGACGGUGUAAGGAUUCCUUGCGGCGUUUUGAAAGUUAUAUAGCUUGUGAUUUGGGCACACACGCCGCCAACCUUAGCGUAUUGUUUCAUAGGUGCGGUCUUCCAAUCUCGGAAGUUCCAGAGGCAUGAAGGUCGUGGUUGUGAGUUCCUUUUGUAUUUGGCCAUAAGUCCCAACUGGGUGGUGAGAUUUUGUAAAAUGAAUGCUUUAAGAGCCAUUGCAGAUUGGGGUUUUAGUGAGCACUGCUCUCUUAGCAACUUUGCAACAGUAUAAUACAGUGCUAUUGUAAUAUUUAGUAGUAAUUGGCGUUUCAUCGGCAACAUCUGUACUGAAAUUUUCGUUCUACCCUCAACGUUUGAGGUUUGUUAUGAUUUAUUAUGGAAGGUCAAAGGAUAUUUAACAUUUAAAUGUUUAAAUUCAACCGUUUGGUCAUGCAUGUAAGCCAUUAUUUACAUGGGUCCUGCGAUUACAACACCUGUACACGUAUGAUCGCCAGGUAGCUGAUAGGAUGUCCUAUUAAAUAUUAUUGACUGAUGGUCACUUAAGUGAUCACGCGUAAGGAAUGACUCCGUAUGAAAUUUGCAUUCGAUCUGAAUCCUCCACAAGGGGGUGGCUUGUCCCGAGCAUUCUCUUUGAAAACGUUACAGGACUCCUGCAUAGAAUGCACGCGUGAAUAACUCCUGAAUACAACCACCAAUGUUGACUAGAAGGCAAUACUAAGCCUUCACUAUUACGCCGUGCAGUGUAUAAUUAAUAUUUGUAAGCGAAAUAUAAUUGCCAAAAAACGAAGCACAUAUACAUACCGCGAUGUUUGUAUGCAUGCAUACAACAUGAGGAAUACUUCUUUUUUUAAGAUGACCAUUCAAAUGUUCUGUGAAGAUUCCAGAUUAAAUGUGUUAAUAAAACUGUCCUGUGCAUGCUAGCAGGUUAUUUGAAAACUAUAACCGUAUUGUUGACGCACAGUGAUGUAUGUAUAUAAACACCAAUGACACUAAAAAAGUAAUCUACCCAUACAUGGACUCACCCACGCAUAUCUAUAUAAAAGUAUUUACUAUAUAUUCACUAUACAGUAUUCAUCAUUCACAUCAUCUCAUAUCCCACUACAAUAAUAUUUGGUUUGUUAAUUAAGGCUCAUCCCAUGAGGUUCAUCUUUCAUCUCCACAAGGCACCUGUGCUGUCGACAUCCGGUCAAGUGGAGAGCGUCAUUAGAAAUCCUGGCAAUACCCCCCCUCCCAUGUAUAACAUAGCGCUCCGCGAAUAAAGCUGCCUAGAGUCUUCAUUAAAAAAAUGUCUUUACGGAUGUCCGUUUUUGGAGUUCCGUCACGAGUAGGUUAAAGUCACUGUUGUAAAACUGCCAAUAUCUUUUAUUCUAUACAUAGCAACAUAAGUCUUGAGAAUUCUAAAGUGAACAGCUCUGGUGUCACGAGGUGAUGCUAUAUUUAAAUUGAGAAGCCCUACAACAGCACUUGUGUCAUCUUGCCCGAAACAUGUUCAAGUCUAUUACUUUCUUAGCGUCCCUCAUUUGUGUAUACGAGAAAGAAAACCACGACAAUUAUAACUCCUGUUUGCUAGAGUGUGCAUGGUCAUUCGUACUGUAAUCCAACUCUCCUGUUAAAAAGGCUCUGGAAUUUGUAAGCCAAGGAGCUAAUGUCAUCAAGUUGAACAGUGUCCUCAAGAGGAAUGUUGUUGCUCACCAAGAUAUUAUUAUGUUUAUUGUUAGUAUUAAAACCAACGUUCUGACUUCAAUAAGCUAUAACGAUGGUUACACGGCAGAGCUGUCCCACAAUUCGUGGACUGUGAAUAUAGCACUACGUGCGUUGGUGAGAAUUAUUAUGCUGAAAGCAAUGAAGACCGAUUCGAGUAAAGGUGGUCACAUAAUUUGUAACGUCUGCAUGUGUUCAAGUCUGUCUGUACAACUACCGUACUGAUAUCAAAGCUUUAGACUUAGUUUAGGCAACUAGCAUCAGAUAAGUGGGGGUUCUGAAGUGGAUAUUUAACUCAGCAAUUAUCAACGGUCUAUCCCACAAUGCCAGAGAGCAAAACAAACUCGUGCUGUGGUUCAAACCAUUUAUGGGAAAUAGGAGGUGAAUACGGUUUCAGCCUUUCCAGACGGAUUCUAGAUUAUUUGUUUUGUUUAUUAUUACUUUAUUUAAGAAGUCUCUUCAUUGCUCUUGUAACUAAUAUGUUAAUAAGCAAAAAAAACCAAGUCUGGGAAUGUUGUUGUGGUUAAACAAGGUUUUUUUUGUGUUUCGCGCGCUAGUCGUCUAAUUGCUUUUUCUUUUGCCUUUGUUUUCUCACCAUUUGCGCAUGAGAAAACAUUUUAAACUGUACAACUUCAACGAAUAAAAUGGCAAUAAUCUGACACUUUUUUAUUAUUAUUAAAAGUUACCAAUAUUGUGCGUACUGUUGUGUGCUAGCAGGGCUAUUAUGCUUUGCUGUGUUAAGAAGUUAUGGAAACUUAAUUUCAUUCCUUCCUCGCCAGUGUUCCAAAUAGCGAGAGACUUUAAAUCGCUCUGUUGUUUUAUUUUAUGUUGGGCACGAAACAUUGUGAGUGGUCUUCAUUGUAUGGAAUAUUUUGCAAAGUCAUUAAAAAAGUCACACUUCAGA